Molecule: messenger RNA, 2340 nt
Organism: Eriocheir sinensis (Chinese mitten crab)
Lineage: Eukaryota; Metazoa; Arthropoda; Malacostraca; Decapoda; Varunidae
Exons: 2
Coding region: 1-2340 (779 amino acids)
Source: RefSeq, a predicted model, not a curated record
AUGUCUCAAAACCGAGGCAAGAAAAAGAAGCAGGAGGUGGAGGAGGAAGAAAAGACGUCCCCAACCCCGUCCUCGUCCCCCGGUGACACGGACGCCGCGGCAGCCGCGACCUCCCAGCCUCCCGCCCAGCCACAUCUUCCACCACACAAACCUGCCGCUCAAACUCCACCGCCUCUCAAGCCCGAUGCAACUUACCAGAUCUUCCGGGAGUGGCGACGUCGUUGGCAGGAUUAUGCAACGAUGGUGGAUUUGUCUAGCCUACCGCAGGACAAACAACUUAUCCAGUUACGUAUGUGCCUGACCCUUGAAACACUACGAGUACUUGAGCACACCCUGCAGAUACCUCCUUCCACAGACAAGCCUGUUCACGAGGUAUUGGAUGCUCUGGAGUCACACAUCAAGGGCCUGCGGAACGAGGCAUUACGUAGGAGAGAGUUGCUCAGCUGCAGGCAGUUGGAAGGGGAGUCAUUUGCUGAUUUUUACGUCAGGCUGCGACGCAUCGCCGAGGAAGUUGACAUAUGUCCUGGCAAGUCAUCCAAGUGCGAGGAAACCCAACUCAAGAUGGUGAUCGUGAUGGGCAUUCGGGAUGAAGAGCUAGUUCAACGACUCAUAUCCCUGGACGACUCAUGCUCUCUUCAGGAAGUCGUUAAUACAUGCCGCUCCUACGAGGCCGCCAGGUGCGCGACCACUGCUAUUCGCGCCCCAGCAGAACGGGUGCGAGCCAUAUCACAUCAUCAGAAGAACAAGAAGCAGAAGAGUAGUAAGCAGUCUCCUCAGCACACGACAGCACCGAAGACAGUGGACACGUGCAAGAGCUGCGCAAGACAGCACGGUGCAGGACAGUGCCCAGCCGCUCAAAGCACCUGUCACUGCUGCGGUCGUCAGGGUCACUUUGCACGCACAGUCAAGUGUCCUGCUAACAACGCGCAGUGCCGCCUCUGUUCUCGGGUUGGACACUACGACUCCUGUUGCAAAUCAGCGCAGAAGGAGCAUCGCCAGAAGCCUAAACGAGGCGCUCCAAGUACUGACGGAGCUACCCCUGCCUCAAGCAAGCAGAACGACACGAAGCAGUACAGUUGUCGUCGUGUGGGAUCUCCUUCCUGCUCCAACUCCAAGACGCCCCAGCACAUCAGUGUCCUCCUCACGUACGGGGACGUGUCUUCACACCUGCAGAUGAUGCCUGACACAGGUGCUGACGUCUCAGUAAUCGGCCCACAACACUUAAAGAGUCUAGGUAUUCCACGGAGUCACCUACAUCCUCCACCACAGACAACGACGUUGACGGCGGAUGGUUCUGAAAUGGCUCCUGCUCUCGGCACGUUCACGGCCACCCUUACCUUAGGCAAGCGGUUUUGCUCUGCCAGGAUUCGAGUACAUGAGGGCAUCCAGACUCCACUCCUGUCUUAUGGCCAUUGCCAGGAGUUGGCCAUCAUCUCCAAAGACUUUCCAAAGCCAAUUUUGGAAGUCAAGCACGUCAACAGAUGUACAGAGCUCCCUGACUUCAGCACCACGUCACCUUCAGAAGCCAAGGUCUUCUUCCUGAAGGAGUUCCAGGAUGUUUUGGUGGACAAGGCAGCUCUGGGAUCCACACCACUGAAGACUAUGGUGGGUCCGCCCAUGAGGAUUCAUCUUAAGGAAGCCGCAGUACCAUUCGCCAUCCACACUCCUCGUCAGAUCCCCCUGGCCUUUAAGGACCAAGUCAAGGAAGAACUCGACUCCAUGGUGGCCCAAGGGAUCAUCAAGCCUGCCGGUGAUGAACCUUCGGACUGGUGCCAUCCGCUCGUCGCCGUUGCCAAGGCCAAUGGAGGAGUACGUAUCACCACUGACCUAUCCAAACUUAACAAGCAAGUGUCCCGCCCAGCCCACCCGUCACCUACACCCUUUGCUGCCAUUCGUAGCGUGGAUCCCAAAGCUCGCUACUUCACGACGGUGGACGCUCUCUGCGGCUUCUGGCAGAUCGAGUUAGCUGAGGAGGACCAGCACUUGACUACCUUCAUAACACCCUACGGCCGGUUCCAGUACUGCAGGGGACCGAUGGGCUUCGCGGCAACAGGCGACGCCUUUUGCCUUCGCGGUGACAUGGCUCUUCAAGGUGUCAAGAAUUGUGUCAAAGUGGUUGAUGACGUUCUACUGUAUGAUGCAGACUACAGUACACACCUCCACCGCAUUCACCAAGUACUCACCAGGUGCCGCGAGUUUGGGAUCACACUCAACAAGGACAAGUUCGUGGUCGCCGCACCUGAGGUGAACUUCUGCGGCUUCAAGCUCUCUGAGGCUGGCAUUGCGGCAGACCAGGAGAAAGUCAUUGCGAUCAGGGACUUUCCCACCCGGCUAACUUAA